Messenger RNA from Neohortaea acidophila, 783 nucleotides. Its product is annotated as nascent polypeptide-associated complex subunit beta. NCBI's taxonomy places the organism in Eukaryota, Fungi, Ascomycota, Dothideomycetes, Mycosphaerellales, Teratosphaeriaceae. The record is from RefSeq and is a predicted model, not a curated record. Bases 153 to 629 code for a protein of 158 amino acids. The transcript has 3 exons. Gene Ontology annotation, cellular component: nascent polypeptide-associated complex; cytosol.
GUUCGCAGCCCAACACACGAGUGUCGAACGGGCAUUGCCAAUUGUCGAGGACCUUGCUGCGAACGGACCACGACUAGCAAUCGAGACACCGCUCCUCCAUACGCUCCCCCCUUUCCCCAUCACCGUCGUUGUUUGAAGCUCCUCUCGCCAUCAUGGACACCGAGAAGCUGGCUCGCAUGCAAAAUGCUGUGCGCAUUGGCGGCAAAGGCACCCCGCGGAGAAAAGUGAAGAAGGUGCACAAGAGCGCGGGAGCAGACGACAAGAAGCUGCAGUCGACGCUCAAGAAGAUGAACGUGCAGCCCAUCCAGGCCAUCGAGGAGGUCAACAUGUUCAAAUCGGACGGCAACGUCAUCCACUUCUCCGCGCCGAAGGUCCACGCCUCCGUCCCCUCCAACACCUUCGCAAUCUACGGCAACGGCGAGGACAAGGAGCUCACGGAGCUGGUGCCUGGCAUCCUCAACCAGCUCGGACCGGACUCGCUUGCGUCGCUGCGGAAGCUGGCCGAGAGCUACCAGAGCUUGCAGAAGUCGGGCGAGGGCGAGGACGGCAAGAAGGAGGACGAUGACGACGAUGAGAUACCUGAUCUGGUCGAGGGGGAGAACUUCGAGAGCAAGGGCGAUGUGGAGUAAGGUGUGGCUCGGAGUGGGACAGAUGGCCGUGAUGUGAAGAGGACGGAGGGCGGAAUAAGGCAAGAUGGAGCUUGCUGCUUUCCUUGCUCGCUUUUUCUCGGCGGCGUACAAAGGGCAUGAAGCAUGCAUAGCUGGUGCGGAAACUAAGAAUGAA